Fusarium redolens is the source of this 819-nucleotide messenger RNA. RefSeq lists its product as uncharacterized. NCBI's taxonomy places the organism in Eukaryota, Fungi, Ascomycota, Sordariomycetes, Hypocreales, Nectriaceae. Gene Ontology annotation, molecular function: oxidoreductase activity, acting on the CH-OH group of donors, NAD or NADP as acceptor. The transcript has a single exon. The coding region runs from base 1 to 819 and encodes 272 amino acids. The record is from RefSeq and is a predicted model, not a curated record.
AUGUUGAUGCCAGCGGGUCUUCUCGCCAACAAGAGUGCCAUCAUCACAGGCGGCACAACUGGCAUUGGCCGUGCCAUCUGUCUCGAAUUCCUGCGACAAGGAGCGAACGUUGUAGUCAAUCAUCUAGGCCUUGAGAAGGAUAAACCUCAUCUCGACUCUCUCAUCGCUGAGGCCGACGCUAUCCGCAAAGCAUCAUCCACAGCUGGCCUUCUCGAUCAUCAACCAGGCGAUGUUCGCGAUCCAGCGACAGCGACAGAACUGGUCAAAAAGGCCGUUGAACACUCUCCCAAGAAGCGACUUGACGUAUGCGUGUCAAACGCUGGUAUCUGCACAUUUGCCGAUUUCCUGACGCUCGAGCCGGACCUGCUGUAUUCAACAGUGAGAACAAACUUGGAUGGCGCCUUUUACAUUACCCAAGCUGCCGCCAGGCAGAUGGCCCUCAACCAGGAACCGAAGGGAGGGAGUAUCAUAGGCGUUUCGUCCAUCUCAGCUCUUGUCGGGGGUGGCCAGCAGACACACUACACUCCUACCAAGGCAGGAGUUCUGAGCUUGAUGCAGAGCACAGCAUGCGCAUUGGGAGAACACAACAUCCGGUGCAAUGCUCUUCUCCCUGGAACCAUUCGCACGCAGUUGAACGACGCCGAUCUGGCAGAUGAUGCGAAAAGAACUUACAUGGAAGGUCGUAUCCCUCUGGGAAGGACGGGUUUGCCCUCUGACAUGGCUGGUCCGGCUGUCUUCCUGGCGUGUCCAGAGCUGAGCGGAUACGUGACCGGCGCACAGCUUCUCGUUGACGGUGGGCUCUUCGUCAACCUUCAGUGA